CGAGAACGGUUUAGUUCGGGACACCUAGGGUACCGGGCCAGCCCCGCAGACUUCCAGCAGUUACAGGCCCUGGUCACGAACGGGCUGGCACCCCCCCAGCCUGCGCCAUACAAUGGAGGUUGAGUUGAUAGAAGAAACAGGGGGGUGCCAGCCUGUUCGUACGAGUUACACGCUAGUACGCGAGGACAGUUCUAAUCAGGGGGCCUUUAUCGUAUUCGAACUCUCACACGUAGAUCUUAAUAUCCUUCUCAACGGUUCUUCAAAGCGCUAGACGAGAGCACAAAACUUGAGUCAUGAGUAGGGAUUAUAUAUAUAUUCCGACCACCCGAAAUGCAUCCUUCCCGCCGAAAGAGUUUCCGGAUCGUCUAUCAGUGUUUUUUGUUGUUGUUAUACUAAUUGGGUGAUUUGUCCUUCGCAUUAUGGCGACCAACCUGUUCGAGUUGGCAUAUGUCGUCGCCUACAUCACCUUCGCAAUCGGCACACUAUCGUCCAUCGCUCGUUUUUAUUCUCGCGCGCUGGUCGUGAAGUCAUGGGGUUGGGAUGACACGGCGUCAUGUGUUGUCUUGGUUGUCAGCAUCGUCCAUCAAGUCGUUUUGCAGCUAUUUCUUAAUCUAGGUUGUGGCAAGCCAGGAAAUGUGGAUUGUAGUUUCCAGUCCCUUGAUCUUCUUCGGACAGCGUUUAUCGAGGAAAUUGUCAUCUAUGGAGCGCACUGUGUCAUCAAGGCAACUUUCCUUCUAUUCUACCUGCGUCUUUCUCCCGACCAUUCGUUCCGGAUCUUUGUAUACAUUGGAUUUGCACUUGACUCCGCUGUCUUUCUCACGAGUUUGCUCAUGACAGUCCUACAAUGCAUACCGUUCGAGAAGAUCCUCAACCCCUUAUUGCAUCCUGAAGUUACAUGCAUCGACACGCGCACCAUCAUGAUCACUCCGCCUGUUCUUAAUAUCGCGAUGGAUUUUUACAUCCUAUGCCUUCCGAUCACCACAAUCUGGGCUCUCCAAAUGACCCUUCGGCGAAAAGUCACCAUCAUCUCCGUCCUUGGCUUCGGUCUCGUCUCCGUCACUGUGGCGAUUCUCCGCCUUCCCGUAUUGAUCUCAGUCACUUCGAUGAAGACUGACGCUUCAGUAGAUGUGGGGAAGAUGAUCAUCGUCGCGGCAUUCGAAGUGCAAUGCGCCAUUGUUGCUGUCAAUCUCCCCGCUCUGAAGGCGCUAUGGACCAAAGUCCGAGGGAAUAAUAACAGUUCCGAAGACAGCAAUGACCCUUCCUACCAGAGACCACACAAACUCUCGUCUAUGGAUCGUGGAAACCCAGGCGACUCGAAGAAGAACACAUCCAAUGGCUACAUUACAAGGUUGGAGCGAGGACUGGAGAGCAACGAGUCGGAAGAGGAGCUCUUCGAACAGACAAAAGGGCAAGGACGUUUGGGUGUGGUUAGAAACCCGAGGUCACACUCCUUUGACGAGGAUAAAUCAAGGGACGGGAAUUUUGGACACCAGGCGAUUACCGUUACGACCAACGUGGAUGUGCAGCGCGCACUCGCGAGCACGCAGAGCAGAUUACCACCCAAGCACGGACUUGGCUACUUGGACAGAUAAGAACGUCCAAGGUGAUUAUUGUACAGUAUUAGCGUCUCCAGAAUGAGAAUAGAAUGAGAAUAGAGUAUCCCAGCUGAUUGGAUCAGUUUCAGUGCUGGCACUGUACUUCCUGAUUAUGGCCAGACAUCGAUUGUGCUGCCAAA
Molecule: messenger RNA, 1735 nt
Organism: Eremomyces bilateralis CBS 781.70
Lineage: Eukaryota; Fungi; Ascomycota; Dothideomycetes; Eremomycetales; Eremomycetaceae
Exons: 6
Coding region: 420-1592 (390 amino acids)
Source: RefSeq, a predicted model, not a curated record